AAGCUGUAGGACGUGCUUGCUUACGUUCCGGAUUCUACGCAUCCGGUAUGCCGGUGCUUCUACGCGCCACAGGCGCCGGUUCGCGCCCUUCAAAUGCCCAUUCGCACUCGUCUCAGAUCUCUCGGCUACUGCAAAAGUCAUCUCGUCAGUCUGGCGUUAAUCAAACGGUCUCUGUAUCCCGUCAACAGUCGCAGCUGCCAUUAACAUGUAUUGGAAAACUUCGAGAUUUGUACAGACGUUACCAUAUAAAACACUUAUUUCCAUUGAUUCGUGAACGUGAGCUUCUUCGACGUCGCAUGGAUGAGAUUUUUCUUGAUCAGGCAGCGAAGCGACGAGAAGUUCGAUUUCGUUUUAUCGACGACGCUGUUGACUAUUUCGAGAAGCAAAUAGGAUUUUCGCCCUCAUUCACUGAACCGUUCCAUGUCAAAGCAUCCGUAAAAGCUUCUCUCUCUGUCACUAAGGUUUACUGUCAUUUACAUUUUUGCUUAACACUUCAUUCAGGCUACGGUGAUAUUGCGUGCGUUACGGUAGCUGGUCGUAUUAUGACAGUAAUCUAUUCAUGUGUGGGUAUUCCGCUAAUGCUCAUCACGUUAAACGAUUGUGAAGUAAUAUUCUUUCAAAGCUUGACACUCACAAACGUGCCAAAAGAUCGCAUUCAGUUUAAAGUCACUCAGAAAAAAAUGGUGGACGCGGUCGAGAGGGGUGAGGUGCAUCCGAGCGUCGAGUUGUCGUCGUUGGCGUCAGAAGCGGGCAGUCUGCCAUCUCUCAGUGACGUCGACGAAGUGGAAGAAAAGCGAACGCCAAGAAUGAGCGUCAAGGUAGCGCUUUGCAUAACCAUUGGAUGGAUUUUUUUCUGUUCUGGUCUAUUUCGACUAUGGGAAGAUUGGACAUAUGCGGAGAGCUGCUAUUUUAUGUAUAUCAGUCUAUCUACAAUCGGUUUGGGUGAUAUAUCUGUACAAAGGAGAGAUAUGAUGGUUAUGUGUUUUGUUUUCGUGAUAAUUGGACUUUCGCUGGUCAGUAUGAGUAUAAAUGUUGUACAGGUUGCCCUGGAAGAUUUCUAUGUGAAGCUUAUGAUGAAGCUUAUCAUCGAGUAUCAGGAGAAGAUGGCGGCAGAGAAGAAGCGUGUUGCGAUGGUUAAAGUAGAACGAGAAGCUCAUGAGAAAGGCAUCGAGGUGCCAAAGAUUCUUACCACAUUGAACGAGAAAACUGGUUACUUUUUCUUUAUAACGCUUAAGAAUAAAUCUGAGAAGAACGCACAAACCAUGGCCAUAAUGUCGGAGGAUAGCUUUUGUCAAACCGAAGUUGAAAAAAGGGAUUCGAAAGAUAUUGAAACCCAAACUGAACCGGAAGAACACCACAAUACCGGAGUGCAGACGAUCCAGGUGGAAAUGAAGGACGCUGAAGUCAUAACACCGAUUUCACAGACGAUGGAUGGACUUUGUCAGACGGAGAUGGUUCCUACUAUGAAUCAAGUGUCACAGACGAUACAAGUUGACCUUGUUGACCAUGAAGUGACCGCAGAAGUUGAGACGAAGAACAUUCGCAUUCAAACACCGUCUCCCAUGAUAGUGAAGAGAACAAUUCAGACAGAGGACUUAGAGGUUGAAGACGAAGAAAUCGCCGAGGCUGAAGACGAAGUCUCAGAAGAAUCACUUCAUUGGGAUCCGGUGGACGGAAUGCAUGCCGAGAAGCAGCUACCAGUUUCGACGCUCACCAAAAUGUUCGACCAUAAAAUGAUGCUCGAGCGGAGAAAAAGGUACUAG
This is a messenger RNA of Angiostrongylus costaricensis, 1763 nucleotides long. The record is from the annotation of a GenBank genome assembly. Lineage: Eukaryota; Metazoa; Nematoda; Chromadorea; Rhabditida; Metastrongylidae.